UACACGCAGACAGUUAGUUAGUCAGUCAGUGAGUGGGAGAGGCAUCGGCACGUCGCGAUCGUAGAGAUUUGUUUAUAACGUGUAUAUUUGCAAUUCGCUAGUCAGUUAUUUGACUGAUACUGUGUAAAGUUAAAGUGCGACAACUUCUGAGGCUCAAUGCCGACAGUAACCGGGCGAAAAAGUGUUUUUACCAAAGAGAAUAUCACAUUUCAUCACCAUAAAAAUUAAACUCGUUAAGAUAAAAAAUAUAAACAAGGCAUAGGGCCAUAACCAUAUGAACUACUACACAGGUGUUUGAAUACUACCGUAUCAAAGUUGGCGAUAAUAACAUCCAAUAAGACAAAAAUAAAGCUGAGUUCGCUGCUAGCGACUCGCGAGUACAAUAAUUGCCCGAUUUUAUAGCAUAAACAUUAGAUAUUGAAUUCCUUCGAUAACUCUGACGUAGGAACUAUUUAUUAGUAUUCCGGUAUCGAGCCCUCAGAGCAUAUAUAUUUUAACGGAGACCCGCGAAUCGAAUCCUCAAUUGUAAAGCUCAAGUGACGGUUGACAGACGUGGUCGAUCUUAACGGUUGGGUUAAGCCAAAGUGUUAGUGUUGUAAAGUGCUGUACAGCUAUUAUUUGUGGAGGAAACACUUUUAAAAUGGGUUUCAACUCCAAGUACCACAUCGAUGUUGACUUUGAGGUGCCCAAGAAGCUGCAAUGGUAUUAUGCUCCAGCUUUCUUUGGCUUCUGGUUUGUCCUCUAUCUGUGCCUGGUCAACACCCAGGUGAAUCACAUACCCAAAGGACUAACCCGCAGUGAGGAGGCAUCCCAUCCUGACUCCUUUAUAGCACAACGGGCUGAGGAUACACUCAUUGAGCUGACCCGCAUUGGACCCCGUGUGGUGGGCAGUGUUGCCAACGAGGUGACCACUGUCCAGUUCCUCAGGGAUGAGGUGGCCAAGGUGCAGGCCGAGGCAAGCGAACGCUUCGAGAUUGAGAUCGAUGUGCAGCAGGCAUCCGGCGCAUAUAUGCACUGGAUCAUGGUCAACAUGUACCAGGGCAUUCAGAACGUGGUCGUCAAGUUGAGCGAGAGGGGAAACACGAAUGAGAACUACCUGCUCAUCAAUAGUCACUACGAUUCAGUGCCCGGCAGCCCGGGUGCUGGCGAUGAUGGAUCCAUGGUGGCCACCAUGCUGGAGGUGAUGCGAGUCAUUGCCAAAUCGAAUGAUUCCCUAGCCCAUCCCAUUGUCUUUCUGUUCAAUGGUGCCGAGGAGAAUCCAUUACAGGCUUCGCACGCCUUCAUCACCCAACACAAGUGGGCCAAGAACUGCAAAGCUCUCAUCAAUCUGGACUCGGCAGGCAGCGGUGGCCGUGAGAUCUUGUUUCAGUCCGGGCCUAAUCAUCCCUGGCUCAUGAAAUAUUAUCGUAAGGUGCCUCAUCCAUUUGCCAACACAUUGGCCGAAGAAGUUUUCCAGGCUGGUUACAUUCCAUCCGACACAGACUUUCGCAUCUUCCGGGACUAUGGCGGUGUUCCCGGCCUGGACAUGGCCUACAUAUUCAAUGGCUACGUCUAUCAUACUAAAUUCGAUCGUGUGAACGUCUUUCCACGAUCCUCCUUCCAACACACCGGUGACAAUGUGUUAUCCUUAGCCAGAGCCCUGGCAAAUGCCCCCGAACUGGAUAACACUGCGGCUCAUGCUGAGGGUCACAAUGUCUUCUACGAUUUUCUGGGCUGGUUCAUCAUUUUCUACACAGCAACCACCAGUAUUAUUAUAAACGUGGUCAUCAGUGUUGUUGCUCUUCUGGCCAUUGGCGUCUCCAUCUACUUUAUGUCUGUUCGAUCGGGCUGUAGCCUUUCAGGUGUCCUGAUGCGCUUUGGCAUUAUAUUCGGCAUUCAAUUGGUCUCCUUGGCUCUGGCUUUGGGUCUGGGUCUUCUUGUAGCUCUCUUCAUGGAUGGCGUAGACCGUUCGAUGAGUUGGUUUACACAGAUGUGGCUUAUAAUCGGAUUAUAUGUAUUCCCAAUCAUCUUUGGCAUGAGCAUAUUGCCCGCUUUUUAUCUCGAAAAGACUAAAAAAGAUCUUCUUAGUCUUGGAUUCCGAGUGCAACUCUUUAUGCAUUCCCACUGCGUUUGUCUGGUUAUUCUGCUAAUUACUCUGACGGCCCUCGGUAUACGAUCUGCUUGUUUUCUCAUGCUCUGCGUAUUCUUCGAUAUCAUAGCACUAAUUAUCAAUUUGGUAACCAAAUGGCAUCGCAAAGCUUAUUGGUUUGCCAUCGCUGUCAUGAUCUGUCAGAUACUACCCUUCACUUACUUCACCUAUAUCCUCACAGCACUUCUCAUGACCAUAAUUCCAAUGCAGGGACGUUCUGGAGCCGAAUCCAAUCCAGACAUGGGCAUAGCUGUGGUCACCUGGCUGUUUGCCCUUAUGUUUGCGGGUUUCAUCGUUCCUCUCAUCAUGUUUUUCCGCAAGACGAGAACAAUAGUCCUGUGCUUCUUGGCAGGCACAAUUUUGUUCAUCAUCCUUGCGGUAACAAAUGUCGGCUUUCCAUAUCAGCCAAAAACAUCCACUCAACGUUACGCCCUCAUACACGCUCAUAGAGUGCUUCAUAAUGCCGAUGGUACAACCCGCACAGAUGAGAGCGGCAUUUAUAUUUAUCCACAGGAUCGACGCAUCCAUAUUGCCGAUGAUGAGCUUAAGGCUUUGGGCCACGCCCACAAGGUCAGCGAGUUCUGCGAUGAGGAAAUGUUUUGUGGCAUGCCAUUAUACAAUCAUCGUUGGCACAAGGAUCGCGAGUAUAGCUUGUGGAUACCGACUAAUCUGAAGCCACAAAUACCUACUGCCUAUCCAAGUCUAACACUACAGGAGAUUACAGAGCUGGAAGAUUCUACAAAAAGGCGUUUUAAUUUUUCAUUGGUCGGACCCGAUCACAUGACCAUCUUUGUGAAUGUCAAGAAUAAUGCCAAGCUGCUGGAUUGGUCCUUCAAUGAGACUCUAAUUAGGGAGAAUGAACCGCCGCCACAUUUUGUGUAUUUCUCCUAUGGUCUGGACAACAGUGCCCUUGAGUUUACCAUCGAUGUUGAGACAACAUCAUCCUUUGACACACCCACGUUGGAAAUUGGCAUUGGCGGCCAUUGGGUUCAUCAUGAAAACACGAGAUCACAGGGCUUAAGCGAUCAUAUUGAUAAUUUCCCAUCUUAUGCCUAUGUACAGGCCUGGGUAGGCACCUACGAGAGCUGGUAUUUCUAAACGAACAAUAGAAAUUAGUCUAAUAUAGAUAUCGAUAUUUGUUUACUAAUUGUAGUCCUUAAGAAGUUAUAUAAUUAUAGUACCAUUGUCCCAUUAAUUGUAAUAUACUUCCAUAGAAUCUGAUAAAUAAAUCUAUUUAGUUGUUUUUGUAUUAA
This is a messenger RNA of Drosophila innubila, 3381 nucleotides long. RefSeq names its product endoplasmic reticulum metallopeptidase 1. Gene Ontology annotation, molecular function: metalloexopeptidase activity. NCBI's taxonomy places the organism in Eukaryota, Metazoa, Arthropoda, Insecta, Diptera, Drosophilidae. Bases 641 to 3226 code for a protein of 861 amino acids. Gene Ontology annotation, biological process: proteolysis. The record is from RefSeq and is a predicted model, not a curated record. The transcript has 9 exons.